GCCGAGAGUACGAUAAGGAGGGGAACCUGCGUCCGUGGUGGAGGAACUCGUCGGUGGAGGCGUUCCGGCGGCGGACGGAGUGCAUGACGGAGCAGUACAGCAAAUACACCGUCAACGGGGAGCCGGUGAACGGGAGGCAGACGCUGGGCGAGAACAUCGCCGACAACGGGGGCCUGAAGGCCGCCUACAACGCGUACCAGUCGUGGAUCAGGAAGAACGGAGCGGAGAAGCAGCUUCCUGCCGUCAACCUCACCAACGAUCAGCUGUUCUUCCUGGGAUUCGCUCAGGUGUGGUGCUCCGUCCGGACCCCCGAGAGCGCCCAUGAGGGUCUGAUGACCGACUCCCACAGCCCGCCGCGCUACCGCGUCAUCGGCACGCUCGCCAACUCCCCCGACUUCAGCCGCCACUUCAACUGCCCCGAGGGCUCGCCAAUGAACACGGGGCGGCGCUGCGAGGUCUGGUAGACCGGCCAAUCAGAGGGCGGCGGGGGCGGGGCCUAGCCCCCACUCUUAAAGGAGCCCUGUUAUGAGUUUCAUGACACAUCUGUACAUGUUCAAAGCUUCAAUUAAUGACAAAACACUGUUUUUUUGUCACUUUUUGAAGCUUUUUAACAUUUUUGCACAUUUGUUUAACAAAUCACAUAUUUUAUGAGUUUCAUAACAUAUCUGUAAUGUUACAGUCUCACAUGUUAAAACAGCAAAAGCUAAAAAAAAAAUUGUUACUUUUGGAAGCUUUUUAACAUUUUGUUUCCUUUUUAAAGUUAUUUGUGGUUAAAAACACAGUCAUACAACAAUUAAAACCCAUAUUUCUUUAAAUUAAUGUAACUGUGAUAUUACAACCUCGGAUGUUUGUGCCAAAACUUCAUAUUUCCCUGUUUUUGUCAGUAUUUGUUGUU
Etheostoma cragini (Arkansas darter) is the source of this 895-nucleotide messenger RNA. RefSeq names its product endothelin-converting enzyme 1-like. Gene Ontology annotation, biological process: protein processing. The record is from RefSeq and is a predicted model, not a curated record. The transcript is spliced from 3 exons. Gene Ontology annotation, cellular component: plasma membrane. The annotation marks the transcript as partial. Gene Ontology annotation, molecular function: metalloendopeptidase activity. Lineage: Eukaryota; Metazoa; Chordata; Actinopteri; Perciformes; Percidae.